This is a messenger RNA of Penicillium bovifimosum, 1590 nucleotides long. RefSeq lists its product as uncharacterized. Gene Ontology annotation, cellular component: nucleus. The transcript has 3 exons. The record is from RefSeq and is a predicted model, not a curated record. Lineage: Eukaryota; Fungi; Ascomycota; Eurotiomycetes; Eurotiales; Aspergillaceae. The coding region runs from base 1 to 1590 and encodes 529 amino acids. Gene Ontology annotation, molecular function: DNA binding.
AUGGAGGACCCAACGACCAUGGAAACGGAUUCCCAUGGGCCAGACAGUGAAUUUGCACAUUCACCAUGGGUGGAAAUAGGCCCAUUUGCUUCUCCUCAGCAAUCGCCCCCGAUUCACGAGUAUAGCGGCUUCGACUAUGGUCCAUCACCGUUGAUGGCCGUGGACACUUCGUAUGGGAUGUCAAUACCGCCACCCUACACGUCGAUGCCAUUGCCCAUGCCUUCACAUUCGUGGCCCAGUAUGCUCACGACGCACAAUCCAUGGAAUGGAUUGCCGGUUUCCACGCCGACCUCAGUCUCGCCUUCGGCCCCCAUGCCUCCAGUGCGGAAGACCUCAACUGGGGGAAAUACACCGCGCAGGACCCUUACUGAUGAUGACCGUCGGCAAAUGUGUCUCUAUCACGAGGAACACAAGACUGCGAAGCAGACCGAUAUUGGAGCUUUAUUUGGAGUUGAGAGAAGCACUGUCUCUAAAGUCCUUCGCCAGAAAGACAAGUAUCUCAACCCCAAUGAUCGAAGUCGAUCUCCCAUCAAACGGGCCAAGGGCAAAGUUCCCGAUAUCGAGAAAGCCCUAUCCAACUGGGCGAAGAACUACCAGCGCAAAGGCUAUCCGCUGAGCGACGAGAUGAUCAAAGAGAAAGCCCUUUUCUUCGCAAGCACCUGUCUUUGCCCAGAAGGAAAGGAGGAGGUCCAGACCGCAGCAUGGCUGGGAAAGUUCAAGCGCAAGAACGGCCUGCUGGGCGCAAAGAUACGCAGAGACUCAACCGAAAUCCGCAGCGGAUCAAACAGCCCAACCCAGCUCAACACAGACUUCGGCUCCGCCCUCAAAAGUCCCACGGGACCCUCCCCAACCUCCCCAGUCGUAGACAGCUUCGGCUCACCACUAUCGCCAACAAGCCAAGAAAGCCUCAAACGAGACAUGGAAGUCCCCGAUCUGACAGGCGGAUACCAACACGGCUACUCAAAGAGCACCACCUCGCUCGACACAACCUCCUCCGCCGGAAUGGUCAGCCCAACCUCAACCCUCGUCUCCGACAGCCCCUUCACACCCACCAGCCAAUCCCGCCUCCCAACCGUCAACAGCAACAACUCCAGCCGUCCGCGCAGCCAAACCUUCCCGCUCGCCCCCAUCGACCCCGCCCUCCUCACCGACGAGACAAUGGACUCGCACACCCAAAAGCGCGAACUCCAGCAAUCCCUCUCCGUCUCCAUCCUCGAGUCCCCCAUCGAAAUGGACUCAAAUACAGACGGCUUCAGAGGGACCCGAAACGUCGUCAAGCGCAAUCGCAGCAACCCCGAAAUUAAAGCAAAGUUCAUGCCCCCGCCUAAAUCAGCCGCCGUCUCCCCGGUCACUUCCCCAGGCUCCCCAACCCAGGACGAGGCUCGGCGCGCUCUCGAGCUGGUCAUGACGUACUUCGAUCAUCAGCCCGCCGGCCUGGCGGCGCAGGAGUACAUGACUAUCGGGAAAUUGAUGGAGAGGCUCGAGCUCGCCAAGGGUCAGUUGUUGGGUGGCUUGCCGCGCAUUGACGAACAUGAGGAUAUUUCUAUACCGCGCGUGACCAAGAAGAGAAGUAUUCACAAUAUGGGAUGA